Messenger RNA from Entelurus aequoreus (snake pipefish), 2952 nucleotides. RefSeq names its product F-box and WD repeat domain containing 7 (gene fbxw7). Lineage: Eukaryota; Metazoa; Chordata; Actinopteri; Syngnathiformes; Syngnathidae. The record is from RefSeq and is a predicted model, not a curated record. Gene Ontology annotation, molecular function: ubiquitin binding. Gene Ontology annotation, cellular component: cytoplasm; nucleus. Bases 303 to 1964 code for a protein of 553 amino acids. Gene Ontology annotation, biological process: ubiquitin recycling; proteasome-mediated ubiquitin-dependent protein catabolic process. The transcript is spliced from 11 exons.
AAGAGGCGGAGUGAGCAGGACUCUGCUCGCUGCUCCUCCCCUCCCCUCACUUCACUCGCUCUCUGCCUUCCACACGCACCACAACCUCCGGCGGCGGAGCGUGUUCUGGCUCUCCGCUUUUCGCCUUUUUUUCCGCCACACUCGCGGGGGAUAUAAGCGCCCGCCUGUCCGGUGACGUGCCUCCUCCCCCCCCCCCAGCAUGCUCACACCAGAGGCGGCGUCGGAUCUAGCUGCCCCCGCAGUUUAGCCACAUCUCACCCCGCGUCGCCGAGGACCAUCACCGGCCGCCUUCUCCCACCACCAUGGGGUUCUACGGCACUUUGAAGAUGAUUUUCUACAAAAUGAAGAGAAAGUUGGACCAUGGCCCCGAGGUCCGGUCUUUCCCUUCCGGAAAAAAGCCCUGCAAAGGUCCCGAGUACCCAAGCCCGACAGGAAUCAUCCCUUGCCCGGCCACGCCCACCACAUUCGGCCACAUCAGGGCCGCCAACGGUCAGGGCCAGCAGAGGCGGCCCAUCACCUCCAUCCAGCCGCCCACAAAUCUCCAGGAAUGGCUGCGAACGUUCCAGAGCUGGACGGGGCCCGAGAAGCUGCUGGCGCUGGACGAGCUGAUUGACAGCUGCGAGCCCACGCAGGUCAAGCAUAUGAUGCAGGUCAUCGAGCCGCAGUUCCAGCGCGACUUCAUCUCCCUGCUGCCCAAAGAGCUGGCUUUGUAUGUACUGUCCUUCCUGGAGCCCAAGGACCUCCUCCAGGCUGCCCAGACGUGUCGCUACUGGCGCAUCCUGGCAGAAGACAACCUGCUGUGGAGGGAAAAAUGCAGGGAAGAAGGCAUCGAUGAGCCUCUGCCCCUCAAGAAGAGGAAAAUCGUCAAGCCGGGCUUCACCCACAGCCCCUGGAAGAGUGCCUACAUCAGGCAGCACAGAAUAGACACUAACUGGCGGAGAGGAGACCUCAAAUCACCCAAGGUGCUGAAAGGUCACGACGACCACGUGAUCACCUGCCUCCAAUUUUGUGGCAAUCGCAUUGUCAGCGGCUCCGAUGACAACACGCUUAAAGUCUGGUCGGCGAUCACAGGAAAGUGUCUGCGUACGUUGGUGGGCCACACGGGCGGCGUGUGGUCGUCCCAGAUGCGUGACAGCAUCAUCAUCAGCGGCUCCACCGACCGCACACUCAAGGUCUGGAAUGCAGAGACAGGAGAAUGUAUCCACACCCUCUACGGGCAUACCUCAACCGUGCGCUGCAUGCACCUACACGAGAAAAGGGUGGUCAGUGGCUCCCGGGACGCCACCCUUCGCGUGUGGGACAUCGAGACAGGCCAGUGUUUACACGUCCUCAUGGGCCACGUGGCAGCCGUGCGCUGCGUCCAGUAUGACGGCCGGCGCGUGGUCAGCGGUGCCUACGACUUCAUGGUCAAAGUCUGGGACCCCGAGACGGAGACCUGCCUCCACACGCUGCAGGGCCACACCAACAGAGUGUACUCGCUACAGUUUGAUGGGAUCCACGUGGUGAGCGGCUCCCUGGACACGUCCAUCCGGGUGUGGGACGUGGAGACGGGCAACUGCAUCCACACGCUGACAGGACACCAGUCUCUCACCAGCGGCAUGGAGCUGAAAGACAACAUCCUGGUCUCGGGCAACGCAGACUCCACCGUCAAGAUCUGGGACAUCAAGACCGGACAGUGUCUGCAGACGCUGCAAGGUCCGCACAAGCACCAGAGCGCCGUCACGUGCCUGCAGUUCAACAAGAACUUUGUGAUCACGAGCUCGGACGACGGCACGGUCAAACUGUGGGACCUGAAGACGGGCGAGUUCAUCCGCAACCUGGUGACGCUGGAGAGCGGCGGCAGCGGCGGCGUGGUGUGGCGCAUCCGGGCCUCCAACACCAAGCUGGUGUGCGCCGUGGGCAGCCGCAACGGCACCGAGGAGACCAAGCUGCUGGUGCUGGACUUUGACGUGGACAUGAAGUGAGGGCGCCGCACCCCGCUGGUGGAGGCGGGGCUGAGGUGAGGCCACACCCACACGCGGGGCGGGGGCGGGGCUUGGAGGAUUGAUGUACAGAGAGAUAUUAUUUUUGGAAGACACUUAAGGCCCGCCCACUCACGCCACGGGGGAGGAGUUUCAAGUUUGCUGUCGUUCCCUUCUUGACACCGCUGUGAAUUGGCGUCACGUACAAAAGGUUCCCCGGUUUGUUUCACGUCCCAGUAUUAGAACCCUCGUCCCGUCUUCUCGAGACUCCGCCUCCACGAGCCGCCCCGCCGGUUUGCGCCGACUCGACACUUCCAGCCCCUCCCCCCACCCCCCGUGGCCAAACUGUAUCAAUGCUGCUAGACCAAGAGGCGUGGGGACGCAAAGAGUUGCCGUGACGUUUUAGUCCCAGGCCAAAUUCCAAACAAGAAAAAAAAAAAAAAAAAAAAGAUAACAUCGUACAGUUUUGUUGUUUUUUUGCCACUGAAACUUGAGCCAAACGUGCCUCUAGGAGGCGGAGAGAGAGAGAGGUCAGAGGUCGGCAGGGGACGGACACGGUGCAUGAGUGUUAAAGGAGGCGUGCCCCGUUCAAAGAUGUCCCACCACACGGACUUCAAAGUGUUGCUGGACUAAAAGAAAAAGGGACACCUUUGUAGCCAAACUGUGGGCCAGUCCCAUGAUGAAGUGUGAAAGUGGUUCAACACUGUAUAGAAAACAACAAUCGUUAAUUUAUCGUCUGGUUGGACCAAUCAGAUUUGGGUUUUUGUUCCUGUAAAGAAAAAGCAAAAGAGGACUCGGCAGACAAGAAAAAAAAACCUUAAAGGGAUCGUGUCUUUGUUUCAUUCACUUAGAAUUUUAUUUUCUUAUAACUUAAAGUGCAAUAAAAUGUGGGUUUUGUUUUUUUCUUUUGUUCAUUUCAAGCAAAUCCGUUGUCUGUUUUGUUACUCGUGUGAAGGAAUCUUCUCUGUUGAAUAAAGCAAAUUAUUUGGGU